Symphalangus syndactylus (siamang) is the source of this 1998-nucleotide messenger RNA. RefSeq names its product regulator of G protein signaling 9 binding protein (gene RGS9BP). Lineage: Eukaryota; Metazoa; Chordata; Mammalia; Primates; Hylobatidae. The record is from RefSeq and is a predicted model, not a curated record.
GGGGCUAGCCACGUCCUGCCGCGCUGAGGGGGAGGCUAACGGGCGCGGGCUGCCGGGCCCAGCCGGAGCGCACCGCGAUGGCGAGGGAGGAGUGCAAAGCGCUGCUGGACGGGCUCAACAAGACGACUGCGUGCUACCACCACCUGGUGCUGACCGUCGGCGGCUCGGCGGACUCGCAGAACCUGCGGCAGGAGCUGCAAAAGACGCGCCAGAAGGCUCAGGAGCUGGCGGUGUCCACCUGCGCCCGGCUGACUGCCGUGCUGCGCGACCGGGGCCUGGCCGCCGACGAGCGCGCCGAGUUCGAGCGGCUCUGGGUGGCCUUCUCGGGCUGUCUGGACCUGCUGGAAGCGGACAUGCGACGCGCGCUGGAGCUGGGCGCUGCGUUCCCGCUGCACGCGCCGCUGCGGCCGCUGGUGCGCACAGGUGUGGCUGGUGCCUCCUCCGGCGUGGCGGCGCGCGCGCUGAGCACCCGCAGCCUGCGGCUCGAGGCGGAGGGCGACUUCGACGUCGCGGACCUGCGGGAGCUGGAGCGCGAGGUCCUUCAGGUGGGCGAGAUGAUCGACAACAUGGAGAUGAAGGUCAACGUGCCCCGCUGGACCGUGCAAGCCCGGCAGGCGGCGGGCGCCGAGCUCCUGCCCACGGUCAGCGCCGGCCCUUCGUCGGUGGUGUCCGUGGAGGAGCGCGGGGGGGGUUGCGACCCCAGGAAGGCCCUGGCCGCCAUCCUUUUCGGCGCUGUGCUGCUGGCGGCUGUGGCCCUAGCCGUGUGCGUGGCGAAGCUGAGUUGACGGACAUCCGACGGCCGCCUGCUGCAGCCGCUCCCUCCCUGGAGAAAAGACUCGGGAUGGGUAUGGGGUCUGGCCUGCGCAAGGGGAGUGGUCCUAAAACCCCGUGUGUGCAUGGGUACACGCGCGUUUCCAGUGCACAUCCGCCUGGGCAGGACACGGUUUCCUCUUGCCGGCCCUGGAGGAGUUAACUUUGCGCCGGCCGUCAGGGCAUUACCGCUAACGUCUGCAGGAGCUUUAUUCCCUAUUAAUAGAAAACCGUCACAGUGACCCCAGAUCCCUCCGAGUUAAUGAGUUAACACAUGUGCUGUUGGGGCGUCUUUACAGGGAGUCCGAGUUCGGUGCCCACCCCUGCCAGCGUCGCCCCCUCUCCGCGUGGGACAGUUUGAAAAGGUGGGUGGGGUAGAGUGAAGUUUGGAGAGGGGCGCUGUUUGGUUCUAUGUGGUUGGUCUGUUUCCUGGACAAGAAAAAUUGCAGUCAAAUGUCAGCAGCUUUUAUUACCUUCAUCUUUCAGGGCCUAAAUUUAGGAGAGUGUCCUGAGAGCAGUUCAUACAAAGGGCUUUCUCUAAGACGCGCUACAGCCCUUCCUAACAGAGUUUAUCCAUUCGUCCCCAAGAGCAGCUAGAAGAGAUUUGAGGUCAUGACCUCCCACUGCCACUCAGGGGCUGACCCUGUUUAGGAAACCAAAGGGGGUGGAUUGAACCCACUCUCACGGACUUGGAUCCAGUGCGCACACUUGCCUGCGGAAAAGGGCUCUCCCCAGCCACCCAGAGAUGGGGGUAAGAGGAAGAGCGGAGGCUUGGGGCAGGGCCACCUGGUGUUUAAACGGCACUUUCUCCUUCUCUGGGGCUUAUUUUUGUUCAGAACUAGACCAGAGUGUUUGAACCUCCUUUGCAGGAGGGCUGGGAAUCCUCUUUAGAGCACUUAAUCCUAUUUAUCCCCUGGAAUGUGCGUGCUGGCCAGUAGGAGGGCUGGCUUUGGCAGCUCCCUGACCCCCACGCUACCCGCCCCUCCGGGGUAAUGUGGCAUUACUGGCCCACAGAGGUUUUGAGCCAAUCAGCUCUGAGACUGGGUUAGAAUGUAACAGCUUUAACUUGGGAUUUAAGAAGCUUUUUAAGAAGCUUUUAAAAAGUAAUAAUCCUGUGAAAGAAAAAUGACGUAACCACAGCGUGUACUAUGAAAGCUGUUAUUUUAAUAAAGAAUGCUGGGCCAUGAA